AUGAUGGAAGGACUGCUGUCAAGAAUCCCUAAUGUGGCUGUGUACCUGGACGACAUCCUGCUGACGGGCCUGAGUGACCAUGAGCAUCUGGAGACGUUAAAUGAGGUUCUGAGGCGGCUACAAGAGGCAGGUCUUCGAUUGAAACGCAAUAAAUGUGCCUUCUUGGAGCGAGAGGCGGAAUUCCUGGGGCACAAAGUGGAUUCUGCGGGGCUCCAUCCCCUGCCAAACAAGGUAAAGGCCGUCGGACAAGCACCUGCACCCAAAAAUGUCACAGAAUUGAAGUCGUACUUAGGUUUACUUAACUACUACAACAGAUUCUUACCAAACCUGUCAACGUUGCUGGCGCCCUUACAUAAACUGUUGAGAAAGGAUACACCGUGGUGUUGGAAGGAGGAGCAAGAGAGGGCUUUUGGGGAGUCUAAGAAACUCUUGCAGUCGUCAAAGGUCUUAGUGCAUUAUGACAGCCAGAAAGACUUAUUAUUGGCCUGCGAUGCGCCGCCUUAUGGUGUGGGGGCGGUGUUGUCACAUCGUAUGUCAGACGGGCAAGAGCGACCUAUUGGUUUCAUGUCACGGACACUCACGCCAGCCGAAUCAAACUACUCACAACUGGACAAGGAAGGACUGGCAGUGAUGUUCGGCAUUCAGCGUUUCCAUAAGUACUUGUAUGGAAGGAGGUUUGUCAUUUCCACAGACCACAAACCACUAUUGUCACUUUUCAAUGAGUUGAAAGCUGUGCCUCAAAUGGCAUCCCCUCGCAUCCAAAGGUGGGCGGUGACUUUGAGAGCAUAUGAAUAUGAGAUUGUCUACAAGCCAGGGAAAUAUCACGGCAACGCAGACGCGCUGAGCCGACUGCCCCUGCCUCAGCCAUCGACAGAGAAAGUGCAAGAGGAUCGAGUGCUGAUGAUGGAGGACGCGUUGCUGGUAUCAGCAACCGAAGUGAGCCAGUGGACACGUAAAGACCCUGUGUUGUCCCGAGUUCGGCAGUUCAUUCAACAUAGUUGGCCGUCACAACAGUCAGACCCAGCAUUCUAA
Messenger RNA from Knipowitschia caucasica, 1032 nucleotides. The record is from the annotation of a GenBank genome assembly. NCBI's taxonomy places the organism in Eukaryota, Metazoa, Chordata, Actinopteri, Gobiiformes, Gobiidae.